UAAAAACUGCUCUGCCCAUUUUACCCACAAUCCAACUGACUAAUAUGCUUACUACUCAUCUAUUAUUUCCACAACAAUAUGGCGCAGUUUUAAAUACACAACUGGAUUACUGGAUCUUCUAAGCAGACUCUUUUACAGUAUUAAGCGAGUUCAAAAGGUUGGAAUGCAAGGAUUAACGACAAAUUAUAAGUGACUUCUGGUGUCCGUCUGGCCCAAGGGGCCCCUUCAGACCUGACUAUAUCUUAACCGGUUUCAAGUUCGUAGCUGAAAUAAAAUAUACUUCAAACACUUCGGGAAGUUGAAUACACAUGUUAACUGUGUGAGAAAGCUGUUAAAAAGGAAACUGCCAAUGUCCCAAGAAAAGACAAUAAGGGUUAUGGGACAUCUGAAAGUGAUGUGCUUAAUAGUAUCCAAAUAACUUACCAGAUAAGGGUGUGUGAUUCUCGACAUUAGUAAGAGAUGGACUUGGUUUGGAGACUCUGUAUUUUCUCCUGCUUUGGAGUCCACCUUGUACUUGGAGUCCCUCCAAUUGCUACACAACCAGAACAGGUGCACAUAUCUUACCCAGGAGUCCCACAGUCUAUGGUCAUCACCUGGACCACUUUCGAUAAAGCAGAAUCCUGGGUGGAGUAUGGAGUCUGGGGAGGAAAGCUCUUUGAGCUGACUGCCAAAGGCAGCUACACUCUUUUUGAAGAUGGUGGCAAGGAGAAGAGAAAACUACACAUUCAUCGGGUGACACUUACAGACCUCAAGCCAGGCUCCACCUAUGUUUAUCACUGUGGUAGCAGUGACGGCUGGAGUGAGAUGUUCUACUUCACUGCAAUGAAAAGUGGCACCGAAUGGAGCCCUAAGUUUGCACUAUUUGGUGACCUGGGCAAUGAGAACCCCCAGUCUUUAGCCAGGCUUCAGAAGGAAACUCAGAUGGGAAUGUAUGAUAUCAUCCUUCAUAUUGGUGAUUUUGCCUAUGACAUGGAUGAGGACAAUGCGAGAAUUGGUGAUGAGUUCAUGAGGCAGAUUCAAGCCAUUGCAGCCUAUGUCCCUUAUAUGACUUGUCCUGGAAAUCAUGAGAAUGCAUACAAUUUUUCCAACUACAAGAACCGUUUCAGCAUGCCUGGAGACACUGAGAGCCUUUGGUACAGCUGGAACAUAGGACCCGCUCACAUCAUCUCCUUUUCAACUGAAGUGUACUUCUAUCUAGAAUAUGGACUGGACUUAAUUUUCAGCCAGUAUAAGUGGCUGAAAAAAGACUUGGAGGAGGCUAACAAACCAGAGAACAGGAAAAUUCGUCCUUGGAUCAUAACCAUGGCACACAGGCCGAUGUAUUGCUCCAAUGAUGACAAAGAUGACUGCACCAAGUUUGAAAGCUAUGUUCGACUUGGACGUAAUGACACCAAGCCUCCAGCCCCAGGCCUGGAAAAUCUUUUCUACCUUUUUGGGGUUGAUUUAGAGUUGUGGGCACAUGAGCACACCUAUGAAAGACUGUGGCCUGUGUAUGGAUUCAAGGUCUUCAAUGGAAGCAGAGAAGAACCUUAUGUCAACCCAAAGGCCCCAGUGCACAUUAUUACAGGGUCAGCCGGAUGCCGUGAGAAACAUGAUGGAUUCAUUCCAAAGCCACGAGACUGGAGUGCAUUCAGGAGCACAGACUAUGGGUACACAAGAAUGCAAGUCCUCAAUUCCACACACAUCUACCUGGAGCAGGUCUCAGAUGACCAAAAUGGCAAGGUGAUUGACGGCAUCUGGAUUGUAAAACAAGAGCAUGGCAUUGCUUCCUGGUUGUAGAUUUUUUUAUUCACCAUUCGAAAGGAGAUGGAAAAAUUAAAGUUUGAUCACACUAAUCAUUAAUGCACUUUAAAUGAUUUUAAAAAGUUUAAAUUGAUACAUGUAAAUUAGCAAAGACAAAUAAAGGUUUUCUUAAAAAAACAAAAUUUGAUCUUAUACAUGUUUAAAAUGUGCAUUUUACACUUACUAUACUUAAUGUGGGGCAUUCGUCUUUGAGGCUUAAGGCUUGGGCUGUUGUUUCAUAUUUGCAUCUGUGACUUAAAAGCUCACACUUUUAAUGUAUUAAUAUGGACAGAAAGAAUGUGGCAUGAGAAAUGUAUUGUAAAUAAGUAUCCUUGCAAGAAUCCUGGAAUCAGUUAUUGCACUUCAGAAAUAUCAUAAACAUUAAAAUAAACAUUUCAUGAUUUAACCAUU
Messenger RNA from Lepisosteus oculatus (spotted gar), 2193 nucleotides. It is a transcript of the gene acp7, whose product is annotated as acid phosphatase 7, tartrate resistant (putative). Gene Ontology annotation, molecular function: acid phosphatase activity; metal ion binding. The record is from RefSeq and is a predicted model, not a curated record. Lineage: Eukaryota; Metazoa; Chordata; Actinopteri; Semionotiformes; Lepisosteidae.